Messenger RNA from Cylicocyclus nassatus, 780 nucleotides. Lineage: Eukaryota; Metazoa; Nematoda; Chromadorea; Rhabditida; Strongylidae. The record is from the annotation of a GenBank genome assembly.
AUGCCGUUGAGUCGAAGAAAGAACAUGAAGGAUAUGCAAGCGCUUAUGAUUUUCAAUACGAGAAUUCAUGUACCAGGGGCCACAUUCAAGAUGUUCGAUGGACUUCGCUUUGUAGUCGCUACGAGGAAACAUGCUGAGGAUAUCGAAAAAUUUAUGUUUUCUGAUUUCGGCAUCAAUGAACCUAUCACACGCUCGUUAGCUGCAACACCGACUGAUUUGCGGGAUUUCUUUCAUGAUCUAGCCGAAUCUGGUUAUUCCAAUGAAAAAUAUUCCACCAUUGUCUAUGAUAAUGAAAGGCUGAUUGCCGUAUGUUUAUGCUCCGUAAGCCAAAGUAAGGAUAUCGCCGAAAGUCCUCCACAAUUCGAUCCAGAAACACACGAUUACGCAGGAGAAAUUAGUCAAGGCCCAUACAAACAACACAAAGCGAAUCAAUUGAUCGCAUUCGUCACUGCCCUGGAGGAAAAACAGGGGUUCCUACUUGGAAGCGGCAGCAAAGUGUUCAAAGUCGACGUAAUUGCCGUUAAUAACGACUACAGAGGAAAAGGUUUAGGUAAGGAGCUGACUCGGCGGGCAGUAGAGACAGCGAAGAGUGCAGGAUGUAAUUGGGUCGCAACUGCAGCCACUGCAUCGGCGUCUCAAGGAGUAUUUUCACGGUUAGGCUUCGAAUCUCUCUACGAAAUUCCUUAUAACAAAUUUCGUGAAAAUGGAGUGGCUGUGUUUCAAAAUCUACAUGAUGGAUGUCAAAGUGGCAAAUUUAUGGCUUUACGGGUAACAUGAUGU